CUGAAACACAUCUCUCUCUCUCUCUCUCUCCUCUCUCUCUCUGUAUCUGCACAGCUAGGGUUUCGUUUCCUUUACUCCUAAGCCAGCAGAGCGCGUCGCCGUGAUUUGGAAUCGGUGGGAAAUGAGGGGAAUUGAAGGCUUGGAUGCUUUGGUGUUCAGGUCAGGGAUGAUUAGUCAAAAGUUGACUGAGUCUGAAUGUGGCGGUAUGGUGUUAGCUUUACAAAUGGUCACAAAUGGAGGACUCCACGUCUUUGUUUCUCGUCGAGUGAGUUUGGUGUUUGAGGAAUCUAGCGUAUUUGUUAGCUCAAUCUCGGUGUUGGUUUAAAUUUCGAGCAAAUAAGGAAGCAAUCAUAUCAGUUAUUGAAUCUGUAAAGACUCGAGCAGUUAGAUGAGUUGAUGCUGGUUAGAUUGGGUUAUGUAUCACACCUAUGUUGAAGAUGGUGGAGAUGAUAAUAACUAUGAGCUUGGCUAAAGUUGACCGGAAUUGAUCUGAGUUUAGAAAGAAUAUUCGGAUUGUCAUCUCUGUAAAUGAAUGCGCCUUUAUAUGCAUUUUUUACAGAUGGGAUGAAGGAUUGACUGUUUGGGGUUUUCGACGAUGGCUAUUGCUGGUAUACAAAAUGUUUCUGUGCUUGAGUCUUCUUUCCUUAGAAGCUCUCAGUCUGGUGCAUCCAGAAUGUCGGAAAAUGAAGGGAGGGUCAACUCCCGGGCGUCCUCUCUGCUACAAAUGUGGCGAGAACUUGAGGAUGAGCAUGUGGUGAGUCGUCCCUUUGAGAGAGUUGGUGAAAGGUUGUUCCAACAAAGGAGUGGUGCAGUUGGUGGCGAGAAUACAGGUGACUUGGAUGGUGCAAGUGUGGGUGAGAGUGAGUGCCGGACAUGGUCGCAAGGUCAAAUUGGCUCUUCCCCUGAACAUGACGUGUAUAGCAAUUUUAGCAGUGAGCACUCUUCAGAUUAUGGGGAGGGUGAAAGGGGGAGGGUGAGGCAAAUUUUUCAGGAAUGGAUGAAUUGUGGUGUGAGUGAAUGUGCAUCUAAUGUUUCUCAUAUGAAUAACAGUUCACGGGCAGAGUUACUUGGUGAAACCGAACAGGAAAGAGUGAGAAUUAUAAGGGAGUGGGUACGAACGAACAGCCAGCAAAGAGUUGUUUCUGAUGAAAAUGGAGAACAUCCUGCUGAUUUUGGUAGUCAAAUUGCACGAGUUCGUGAUGGAUUAGUUGCUAACCAAAGUGGAGGCUGGUCUGAGCAUAACCGGAGGGGAAUACGUAAAUUAUGUGGGAGACAAGCUCUACUGGAUAUGUUAAAGAAGGCUGAGAACGAAAGGCAAAGUGAACUUCAACUCUUGUUGGAGCACCAGCCAGUAACACGUUUUGCUCACCGCAACCGCAUUCAGUCAUUGCUUCGAGGUAGGUUUUUACGGAAUGGUAGAGCUCUUGAGAAUGAGAGACCUAUUUCGCUAGCUGAAUCUGAAUUGGGCUUAUUGAGGCAAAGACAUACAGUCUCUGGUCUGAGGGAUGGUUUUGACUCCAGACUGGAUAGUCCUGUUGGCCAACUUAGCAGCUGCCAUUCGGAUUCACCCUCAAGCAAUUCUAAAGGUAACACUCAGGCAAACAGCUUACAUGAAGUCGUAAGUGGUUCAUUACAGCAGUCUGAGGCUAAUGAUGCUACAAGUAAUGACCAAGGAAAUGGUAGUUGUGGGACAUCAACUGCUAGGGAUGAUUUGGGUGGAAACACAAUCCAGAAUUUAGAUCCAUAUCUGUCUAAUGCUCCUGUUGAACAUGGGAAGGAAGAGGUUCCGGGUCAUGUUGUAAGAUGCCGGCAAUGCUCAUCCUCUACGGAUGUUGUUGAAAGUAGCGAAACUGCUUGUCAACACAUGAUUGAGAACUUACCGACAGCCACUAUUCUUCAGCAGUCCCAAGAAAUUUUCCAGAAUGAUGCUAAUAACCACAGUAACAUUCAAGGAGCCAGUGAUUUAUCCAAUGAGCAAUCUGAGCUUUGUGGUGGUGAAACUAUCGUCCAUGAACUUAAUUAUGCAGAUGACGAUAUACUUGGGGAUGCAAAUUUUCAAGAGUCUAAUUCACAGCAAUACCAAGGUCAGGAUCGAGCUUCAGAAGAUGAGGAAAGGGACCAAGUUCAAGCUAUUGACUAUAAUAGUUUGAUUGAAGACGUUGUGGAAAAUACAAGUGAAGAUCAGCAAGACACUUCUGGAUAUGAAUGGUCCCAGGAUUUGGUAGAGAACGAAGAUAGAGGAGACAAUCAACUCCAAGAAGUCUCUGAAGUGUGGCACGAUGAAAGUGGUUUUCAAGAAGCUGUUCAAAGUUGGUUAGAAGAGCCAUCCAGCCAGGAUUCCUAUCCAGUCAGGCGGGCUGAUACUUUUUAUUUUCCGGAUGAUGAUAAUGCUCACAAUACAGAGCUAAGGGAACUUCUAAGCAGGAGAAGGGUCUCUAAUCUUUUGAGCAGUGGUUUCCGUCAGAACCUCGAUCAACUCAUACAGUCAUAUGUGGAAAGGCAAGGUCAUGCUGCUAUUGACUGGGAUGAGGCAUCAGCUUCUCCUGAAUUGACUGAAGAUAUGGAGCAGACAUAUCAGAAUGAAGUUGAAGUGAACGCUGUUGAGAGUCCUCACCUGGCUCUACCACCACAGCCAAUACCUUCCUCUCCCCUCUGGGACGAGGAGUCACAGCCUGAUAAUUGGCUACGACAUGACAUGCAUCAGCGCUUUGGAAUGGACUGGGAGAUGGUGAAUGAUAUGAGGAUUGACAUGGCUAGGCUCCAACAGAGGAUGAACAACUUGCAAAGGAUGUUGGAGGCCUGCAUGGAUAUGCAACUUGAGUUGCAACAAUCAAUAAGACAAGAAGUUUCUGAUGCCCUGAAUCGCUCAGCCGGGUCACAAGGGGUGUGUGAAGAUGGUCUCCUAGAUGAUGGGUCCAAAUGGGAUAAUGUGAGGAAAGGAAUUUGCUGUAUGUGUUGUGUUAGCAGUAUUGACUCUUUACUAUACAGAUGUGGUCACAUGUGCACAUGUACAAAAUGCGCCACCGAAUUGGUCGAAAGUAGAGGAAAAUGUCCGAUGUGUAGAGCACCCGCAGUUGAGGUGAUCCGGGCUUAUUCUGUACUAUAACUGGAAGAUACAAAGUUAAAUUAACAAAGAUCGGCAUCAUAAGGUUUUGCAUCGAGCCUCAUAUUGCUCUUUUUCUCUCUUGAAGCCAUGAUGUCUUAUAUAUUCAGUGUAUGAUUUGACAUUAUGUAAGAAAAUCACUAGUUUCAUUCAUUACUUUUAUCUAAUAAAAUACUGAAUGGAAAUUAAUUCUUUUUAGUUCUGUA
Molecule: messenger RNA, 3309 nt
Organism: Argentina anserina (silverweed cinquefoil)
Lineage: Eukaryota; Viridiplantae; Streptophyta; Magnoliopsida; Rosales; Rosaceae
Exons: 9
Coding region: 596-3106 (836 amino acids)
Source: RefSeq, a predicted model, not a curated record